AUAGAUCUGCUUCUGCUCCGCCUUCCCGGUGGGACUCGGUGUGGGAACGAAACCCGCCGCAGGCUGAGCCGCCCCCUGGGCUGGGAGCACCCUCAGCCUCUCGCGUGGCGGAAGGAGCCCUUAAGCCGCGCUCGAUGGAGGCCGGGGGUCGUCAUUCCCCUUCAGCCAAGACAUACCCGUGCUGGCCAGGGGGCUUGUAGGGCUUGAGGGGACGCAGAACCGUGCUCAUGUCUUAAGUUCAGUCAUUUUUGUACGUCGGUUUUUAUGCUAGAGUGUGGAAAGGCUGCCAAGGAUCACUUCUUUCCUUGUCUCUGCACCUCAAAAGGGACAUGCAUGUUUAGGUGACUCACUACAGGAAUAUCAAAAUGCCUAAUCUUGACCAUCCAGCAUACCCAGCAGAUGACCUGUUUCACUUGGAAAGUUUGGUGCCCUGUCGAGAAUCCCAGGUGUCCAUGUUGCUGUCAAUAUUUGGCGAGCGUCAGCAGUUUAGUUUUCCAUCCAUCUUUAUCUAUGGACAUACAUCUAGUGGAAAGACUUAUGUGAUGCAAACUCUUCUAACUACCUUACAGCUUCCUCAUGUGUUUGUGAACUGUGUGGAAUACUUUACAUCACGACUUCUUCUAGAAGAAAUUCUCAUCCAGUUGCAAAACCGUUCUCCUGGCACAGAGCAGACCUCUCCUGUGCAUUGUGAUACGUUGAAUGACUUUGUUCGUCUGUUUAAACAGGCUGUGGCCAGCCAGAAGCUUCAAGAUGAAACAUUAUACAUUGUUCUGGAUAGAGCAGAGCAGCUGAGGGAAAUGGAAGCAAACAUCCUGCCAGCAUUUCUUAGGCUUCAGGAGUUGACUGACAGAAAUGUGACAGUUGUUCUGCUCAGUGAAAUAGUGUGGGAACUGUUCCGUCCAAACAUUGGGUGCUUUGAGCCAUUCACCAUGUAUUUUCCGGAUUACAGCAUAGGACAUCUGCAGAAGAUCUUGUCUCAGAAUCAUCCCCCAGAAUAUUCUGCAGAUUUCUAUGCUGCAUAUAUCAAUAUUUUGCUUGGUGUCUUCUACAUGGUCUGUAGGGACCUGAAAGAACUUCAGCAUCUGGCUGCACUCAAUUUUGCUAAAUACUGUGAACCAGUGGUCAGAGGGGAAGCAAAUGAACGUGACACCCGCAAACUCUGGAAAAAUAUCGAACCUCAUUUGAAGAAGGCAAUGCAGACUGUUUAUCUUCGGGAAAUAUCCAGCUCACAGUGGGAGCGUUUGCAGCAUGAUGGUGGAGAGCCUGGGCAGUUGAAAGGACUUUCUGCACAUACCCAUGUGGAACUUCCUUAUUACUCCAAAUUUCUUCUAAUAGCUGCUUACAUUGCCUCCUACAAUCCUGUUAGGACAGAUAAGAGAUUCUUUCUUAAGCAUCAUGGGAAAAUUAGAAAGACCAAUUUCAUGAAGAAGCAUGAGAAGACCAGCAAUCACCUACUUGGGCCGAAGCCAUUUCCCCUGGACAGAUUGUUAGCAAUUUUAUAUAGUAUUGUGGACAACAGAGUUGUUCCAACUGCAAAUAUCUUUUCCCAGAUCACCUCUCUUGUGACACUGCAGCUGUUAUCCAUGGUUGGCCAGAAUGACCAGCUUGAUGGACCACGAUACAAAUGUACUGUAUCUCUGGACUUCAUCAGAGCUAUUGCCAGGACCGUGAACUUCGACAUAAUAAAGUACUUGUACGAUUUCUUGUGAAAACAAGCUUCACAGCCAUAUGGACACUGUGACAAUGACUAAGGCAAGCUGUGUUCAUCUCUCUACUUAGCCGGCCAGAAAGAAGAGUAUUUUGGCUCUUUUGGAUUUGUCCAAACAGGUGCUGGCCCAGCAUGGAACCUGAUGAAAAUACUCUGAUUGGUCUGGGUGGAUCUGAGCAGAGGACUAUUUACCAGGGACCCUGGAGUAUUUGGAAGCAAUGUGUUAAUUAUAAACAGCAGGGUUUGAGCACAAUCUGUUCUACUCUUAAUGAUGUUAUCUUAACACUGAAAUUGCCUGAAACCCAUUUACUUAGGACUGCAUUUUGCUCUAUGAACUCUCCCCAGUGCUUUGAACAUGGCAGCAGCCGUUGUUUGUAUGCCCAGUCUUUUCACUUCCUCUCCACAGGAAUCUUUGCAAUUGCCUGCCAAAGCAGCUUUUCCUGAGGCCACCAUUUCAGGAGAGUUGAGUAGCAAAGUAUAAUAAACAUAAGAACAUAUUUAAAAAUCAAGCUGGUACAAAUACUUCUUUCUCUUCAGUAGUAUGUAGGCAGACUGUUACCCUGUUACAUGGAGAUCAUGAUGAUAGGAAUCUCCCAAUUAGUCACCAUACUGUCUUCUGUAGUCCAUUCAUAAAUGUUGACUAUGAAUGUAUUUUUACGAAGCUGUUUUAAAAAAAUAAAUGAUUCUUAAAGUUCUAUUCCUAUGUCAAA
This is a messenger RNA of Cyanistes caeruleus (blue tit), 2418 nucleotides long. It is a transcript of the gene ORC5, whose product is annotated as origin recognition complex subunit 5. The record is from RefSeq and is a predicted model, not a curated record. Lineage: Eukaryota; Metazoa; Chordata; Aves; Passeriformes; Paridae. Gene Ontology annotation, biological process: DNA replication initiation; DNA replication. Gene Ontology annotation, molecular function: DNA replication origin binding. Gene Ontology annotation, cellular component: nucleus; nuclear origin of replication recognition complex.